AUGGCUUCUCCUCCGCCCAAAUCCCUCCGCGAAGAUACUACCCCGUUCUUACUUCAGCUCUUUUACCGUACAGGAGCACUUCAUAGACCGGAUGAGUUUGAGUUCAACGGACUUCCUCCACACAUUUCGGUGUACACAUGGUCAGACUGUACUCUAAAUGAACUCGCUCUAGAUCUUGUAGCUACUAAGCCUUCGGCUUUUCCGUCACCUUCUGUAGGGUGUCGCCUGGUAUUCCAGCUGGUGUUUCCUGAUCUCCGCAACACUACCGCAGUCGCAAACGCUCCUCCUCGAUAUGGGGUUAAGGAUCUCGGCAGCCUUGUGAUGGGCGGCGACCCUGGAAUAGACGCGUCGGGGGAUGUGUCCAUGGAUGCCACAGUAAAAGGCACCGACGAUAGAUGUAAGACCCUCAGCGAAGCGCGAUUUGUUGUCGGCGAUUACAUCACUUGCGCAAUACUACCACCACUUUCGGACGGCUCAGUGGCACCAGCCUCAAGCGUGCGUAGGGAGCAGGCUUCAAGUUCACAUGAUGCUCGAGCGAGUCAUCGAGGAGGACGAGAGAAUGGCUUCGACCGCGGAACCUCUAGGGGAGGCCGUGGCGGCUGGAGAGAUGACGUUGGGGGAGAUUUCCCUAUGGGAGAGUGGAGGCGAGGUGAGAGAUUACCAGAUGCUCCUGGUGGGCGACCUAGGGGUAGAGGGAGGCGGUAG
Fusarium sp. VM40 is the source of this 705-nucleotide messenger RNA. NCBI's taxonomy places the organism in Eukaryota, Fungi, Ascomycota, Sordariomycetes, Hypocreales, Nectriaceae. The record is from the annotation of a GenBank genome assembly.